CAACGAAGAAACACAUAACGAUAACAUUCUUUCUGUUGAUCACAUAGCGUUCCUCCUGCUCAACAUUUUUCCGAGGCCGUGGCCGAAAUUUCCUAGGAAAUCUGGUGGCAAUAGAAUAAGCUAGCUGUUACCAGAACCGAAAACAAUGUCGGAAGUCACUCCUCUCGUUGCUCCGGAUGCGGAGGCUCCCUUCACUGAAGGCGGACGAGGUGAAGCUCGUGGUCGUUGUUCGUGCAUGCCCAAAUGGGCGUUAAUUUUGGUGAUCGUCCUCGCCUCCAUGGCGGUGAUUGCCGCUAUUGUCGUCUGCAUUUUCUGCUUCUUAAGGCUCCUCAAUGCAUAGUUCACAUUUCUACAAGCCCUUUCUCUCGAUUUCCUUCUUAGGGGACUGAGAAUAUGGUGGGAGAGUCCUAAAUGAAGGGAACAAGAAGUGAAUUGUUUUGAGCUCUAAUCAAAAGCGCGUCGAAGCCUGGUGCUGCUUCUAUGCCCCCUACCGCAGCCGAAACGAUGCCCCCUACCGCAGCCGAAACGAGUGUGGACGCAGCCUCGACUGGGAGCGAUGGAUUACUCCAUCUCUGGCGUAUACCGACACCAGGAGGUCGUUUCGCGCCCGUGGGCAACGCGGAAAUCUACGAGAAACGAGGUACAUCAACUGAAGAUUACUUAUAAUAUAGUACUUCCAACUUCUUUCUAACUAUCUAUGCGCUAAUCCACUGCUCUAAUCUACUGCAAUCUACUCCAAUCUACUGCAAUUUCCCUGCAAUCUACUGCACAGGUGGCAAUGAUGCAGGAUCUACUUUUGUGUGGAACUUCCAAGUCCAUGCUGCCGCACCAGAGAAGUACGGUGAUCAGGGUAUCUGGUUUUUACGUUGUGCGAAAGUCGCGAAGAACGAAGGUGGUUGGAAUCUUGGUGAAGCGGAUGAGGGACGCCGCGCCAGAUGUCGAGUGUUUAGCCAUGACGCCAAACAAACUUUAUGGUCAACAUUUACUGUCCAUCCCUCUCAGGAGCAUCAUCUUGGUACCCUGUUCUUGCCCUGUUGUCUUAAUAUUCCUAUGAACAAUUUUAGCAAUCGUUUUCCACCCGCUUUCCCUGAGCUGGGUAUCUCAUCAAGGGUAACAAAGGAGUCCAGAAUAGCAAAGGGUACCAGGAAGAAAGGUAGAAAUAGAAGGGCUGACAGCUCCUGCUCUAAGAAGUGGCCGUUUCAAAGUAGGUCUGACCUUUGUCACGUGGUCGCAAUAUGCAGCGGCAAUGGCGUCGGACUUCAACGGUCGCCGCAAGAUGUGGCUGAGCACCAUGGCAAAACUUGUAGAAGAACUUGAGAAUACGCAAUCGACUAUUUUCACUGGUCCCAAAUCGAAUGGCGGUGUGCGUAUUGAGACUAACGAAUUCAAAACCGCGGAUACGGUUUUUGAGUUCGUGCUCUACAUGUCCAAUGUUCCGCCGAAGGUUUCGGCUGCGCCCGAGGAUACUGCAUAUUUUCACCCGAAUUCUGAUGAGAUGCCGUCGAAGAAAUUCACGCAGGUUUCCAUGACCGGACGAUCGCCAACCGAACUGGGAGAGAUUAUCUUAAGGCCUGCUACAGUAGUGGUGCAUCUUAAGCAGCCAUGAUGGGAGGGAAAACAUGUGAAAGAUGUGAUGCUUAUCUAUCAUGCUUUUCAAGGUGAAUAUAAUUAAAUGUAAGUAAAAAUAGCUCUAAUUAUCCAGGUGAUUCCGGAAACACGCUGGGCUCAGAAGGGCAUUUCCAAGGAUGCAGCACGUUGCGGCGACGGAACGCCCCACGGCUGCUACGGAAACUUGGGUGCGUUUAUUCGGUUCGCCCCGGUCGCUUUCGUCGAGGAUGUGUUUGCGACCUUGGGAGAGAUUCUGUCGAAGGACGCCAAUUUGAGCUUGUUAAGGCCUGUUUUUUGACUUUUGAUAACGUGGAUCUUCAUGACUUGAUGGCUCGUUCCUCACGUACUGGAGUGAUCUCCUCCUUACACAUACUACUACUAAGUAAUCAUACUUCGAGUGGUCUGGUGAGGUAUAAUGAAGACCGCCAGGAACGACUUACCUCAUGCGUAGAAUAGGAGCCAGAGUGGUAAUAUCCUCCUGCCUCUUCUUUUUAGAAAGAGUAGAGCCCACUUACGUAAUAUAGUUGAAAAUCGAUUUGAAGAUUUACAUCAAGAUGAAAGCCACUGGCAACUUGAGUGUAAUAAAGUACUUGCGAACUAGAAAUACUACCUUCUCUCAUCUAGUACUUAGGAAUAUGUGACAUUGGGAGUUGUACUGGAACUGACAAGAGCCUCUCUAACAGUAGCAACUGCAGCAGGAGAGAAGGUCCACAGAGGCGCGAACGUUUUCGGAACGCACGGUGGCGGAAUCAAAUGGCUGCAUAUCCGCAUCGGCGCAACUUCUGUGGGUAGUGCUAGAAAGUACUGGGUGUCGCCGUAUAGCCGGUAGAUAUAUUCGCGUUCGGUUGAGGAGAUUUCGAUGAGGGGAAUUUGGACAAAGAGGGGUAGAAGGGAAAUUUGGAGGGGAAUUUGGAGGAGGAGGAGGUCUCUCUUUCCUCCUCGUAGAACAUUUCGUCACGUGAAAGGCAACGGUAGCAGCAAGAAAGAGAAAAUAAAGUGCAGUCCUUUUAACUGAAAAGUCCUCGAGAUGGUUGUUUUCAACUCGAUGAGGGGAAUUUGGAGGAGGAGGAGGUUAAGAAGGUUCACGUCCACAUGGAAGGAGGCCGUCAAGAUGAAAUGAACAAUCUCUUAUGAUCUCAUGAUAAACAGAGCGUGCCGGCGUUACUCAUGCCAUAGCGCUAUCGGUUCUCUGCCGCGUCUCUACUCGGGUCGCAACGGAAUCAGGCAGCGAGAGCUGUUACGUGGUUCGCAAAUGAAUGAAUGAAUGAAUAUGGUUAAGAAGAUUAGCUCUAGCACCAGGUCGGGAUCCAGGAAGUAGGUGCAUCAGAAAAUACAUCUUCUGGAAGUAGAAGCCAUAAUAAGAUUGAUUCUUUGUAGAAGCCAAAUGAAGAAAGUGCAAGUGCAAAGUUUCAAUUUUCCCUCUGUUGUUCAGUUAGAGUUAGGAGGUCGAGG
Amoebophrya sp. A25 is the source of this 3060-nucleotide messenger RNA. Lineage: Eukaryota; Dinophyceae; Syndiniales; Amoebophryaceae. The record is from the annotation of a GenBank genome assembly.